Messenger RNA from Micropterus salmoides (largemouth bass), 2074 nucleotides. It is a transcript of the gene dnajb6b, whose product is annotated as DnaJ heat shock protein family (Hsp40) member B6b. The record is from RefSeq and is a predicted model, not a curated record. The transcript is spliced from 10 exons. Gene Ontology annotation, biological process: positive regulation of proteasomal ubiquitin-dependent protein catabolic process; protein refolding. Gene Ontology annotation, cellular component: cytosol; endoplasmic reticulum membrane. NCBI's taxonomy places the organism in Eukaryota, Metazoa, Chordata, Actinopteri, Centrarchiformes, Centrarchidae. Gene Ontology annotation, molecular function: Hsp70 protein binding; ATPase activator activity. Bases 215 to 1195 code for a protein of 326 amino acids.
ACUUGAAGGCAGCAUCAGCAGCAGCCAGAAGAACUGGUAGGUAUCUGCGUCCACAUCACCAGCAACCGGCGGGCACUUACAGGUUCCGCACUCAGGCUAAAGACGGGGGGAACAGCAACAACAGAGAAGACCUUGGAGCCGACAUUACAUGUAAACAGAGGCCACUCAGAGGACCCUCACACAGAACCGCAGGUACAAACUCACAGACAGAGCCAUGGUGGAGUACUACCAGAUAUUAGGAGUCCAGAAAAAUGCAACCCAAGAGGAUAUCAAAAAAGCUUACAGAAAAUUGGCAUUGAAAUGGCAUCCAGACAAGAACCCAGAUAACAAGGACGAAGCAGAGAGAAGGUUCAAAGAGCUUUCAGAGGCAUAUGAAGUUCUCUCUGAUGAAAAUAAGAGGAAUACUUAUGACCGAUUCGGCAAAGAAGGCCUUUCAGGAGGAGGAGGAGGAGGAGGAGGAGGAGGAGGAGGCCAUUACGAUCACUUUGGCGGCGGUGGCGGCUUCACAUUCCGUAAUCCCGAGGACGUUUUCAGGGAAUUCUUUGGUGGCAGAGAUCCAUUUGCAGAUUUAUUUGCUGACGACCCCUUUGAGGAUUUCUUCGGUCGCAGUCGCCAGAGGGGCGCAAGCCGAAGCAGGAUGGGUGGACCGCGUUUUGGUUUUGGGGGUUUUCCAGCAUUUGGGCCUGGUUUCUCAGGGUUUGAUUCAGGUUUUAACUCAUUUGGAGACAUGGGUGGAGGAGGGUUCACUUCCUUCUCCUCUUCAUCUUUUGGUGGUGGGGGAGGAGGAAUGGGUAACUUCAGAUCUGUGUCGACCUCCACCAAGGUCAUCAACGGCAGAAAAAUUACUACAAAACGGAUUGUGGAGAACGGCCAGGAGCGGGUGGAAGUGGAGGAGGACGGUCAGUUAAAAUCUCUAACAGUUAAUGAUGUUGCAGCCGAAGACCCGUUGGAGGAAGAAUUUCGUCGCCGCAGACAAAACAUGCUCCCUGGCUUCGGCCUGCACCAGCGCUACCUGAGGAACUCCGCCCAAAACCCCUCGGAGGAAGAGGAGGAGCACGGCUUACAGAGCCUGGGACUAACGAGAGGACACACAGACACCAAGAGGAAGAAACUGUGGCUAAAGGAGACAGAGUCGAAAAAGAAAAGGGCUCCUCGACUCUUCCCUCGUUUUGGUGGACUUGGUGCCUUUUUUUAAACACCCUCAACACAAUACUUACACACACACACACACAUAUAUAUAUAUAUAUUUGUUGGCAGAAGUGCCAUCAAUCAUACGUGGCAUUAGUUCAUCGUCACUAUGUAUAGGAGGCCUCAGUGCCGUGCAAUAUCUCCAUAAGUCUAUCAACUCCUGCCUGCCUUCAUCAGUCAAACAGUAGCCUGCAGAGACCUCACUUCAGUGUUUUGUCUUGUCCAAGAUACAUUUUUAGUGGUUAAGCUUUUGGUAUUUCUGUAUUUAUUGUGGGUGGGCCCUGUGGAUGAACAGUGAGCAUUCAGAGCCUUAAUUAAUCUCCUGUGAUUACACUUUUACAGCACACAUUUUCAGAAAGUGUGUUUGAAAGAGUUCAGGUAGAAGGAGAGCUUCAGUAGCAGCUUUGUUUGUGAUAAGCAUGAAAUUGACUGCAGUAAUGCUGUCAAGCAUGUGAGAAUAACUGAAGGUCAAGCUAUUCAGCGGAUCCAACGAGAAGAGAGAAGGAUAUCUAGGCAAUGUGAGAGUAAAACAGAAUGAAAGCAUUGAACAGUGAGUUUUAUUACAGAAAGAGAUUAACAUGUUCUCCUCACACCUGCAAAACACAUGAAACGUGACUAUCAACACUCUGGCAGUUGCAUUUCCCACUCUUUUAUCGCUACGCCUAUUGGGUUUCAAAGUCAUUAUUUUUUUCUUUUGUAGGUUUCUUUGUACAAAGUGGAUUCAGCAACAUGUUAACCUUCCGUGAGUGUUUUUGUAAAAGAUUUCUUAAGCUAAAAUAUAUUUUCCCUUAUCUGAUUUGUCCUUGACGCAUUGUUCUCGUGAUUACUGUGGAAAUGCAGAACUUGUUUUUGGACUCCUAACAAUAAAGGCUUAUAGACAAACAUG